Molecule: messenger RNA, 11015 nt
Organism: Hippoglossus stenolepis (Pacific halibut)
Lineage: Eukaryota; Metazoa; Chordata; Actinopteri; Pleuronectiformes; Pleuronectidae
Gene: ep300b
Product: E1A binding protein p300 b
Exons: 33
Coding region: 764-9667 (2967 amino acids)
Biological process (GO): positive regulation of transcription by RNA polymerase II
Cellular component (GO): transcription regulator complex; nucleus; histone acetyltransferase complex
Molecular function (GO): histone acetyltransferase activity; zinc ion binding; transcription coactivator activity
Source: RefSeq, a predicted model, not a curated record
UUGCCGUACCUUCAACCCUCCCCCCGUAUCAGAGGAGUAGAAACAACAAGCCGCCAUUUUGUUUGUGCGGACAGAAACAGGAGGAGAUAACCGAGAGAAGGAGCGACUCCGGCUACCGAGGUCUGCCGCUCCGGGAACCGCCGGUGGAGGGAAAGCGCGGCGAGAUCCCGUCCGUGUUACCGGGGAGAGCGACGAAGCAUCGCCGAGGAGGACGACAAGAAGACGGCGGCGGAGGGAAAAGCCAGCGGGUGAUAAAUAAAUAUCAGUAUCUACAUACCGACUGCCUUCUUGGUUUGGGGACAUAAAGGAAUCUGUGGCAGGGAGAUGUCUGCUCAGUUUCCAUUUUGCAGCGACACACUCCUGGAGCGUUUCAGGUGUGAAGUAGAGGGUUUCUCCGCCGACGAUGGCGGGCAGGACUGCGUGCACCAUGGAGGACGGAUCUUGGGACAGUCUAGCGUCGUAGAGGAGGCUACAUGAGGUUGUCAGAGGGCCGCACGCUUGCCUUUUUGCCGACUCCACGUUCCCACCUCCUCCACCUCAAAUCUGUGAAGAAACGAAAUCUCCGCCAGGGGAGGGGGACUGAUAUCUGCAGAGAGGACUAAACCGAGAGGGAAGGAGUCCCAGUCCCGCUGUCUUCUCCCCUACCGUCCCCCGAGCGGUGGGGGAACGAUCAGAAGAUCUUCUUUAAAGGCACAAGGAGACGCAAAUUAGGGAAAUACGUUUGCCCUCCGUGGACCUACUGCAUUUUUAAUUCGUCAAAAAUAUGGCCGAUAAUGUCCUGGAGUCCGGCCCGCCUUCAGCUAAGAGGCCCAAGCUGUCCUCUCCGGCUCUCUCCGUGUCUGCCAGUGAUGGAAAUGAUUUUGGUUCAUUCUUUGACCUGGAGCACGACCUCCCAGAUGAGCUAAUCAGCUCGUCGGACCUGGGUCUGACCAACGGAGGGGAUGCCAGCCAACUCCAUACCACUCUCGGAGGUAUUGGUUUGGGAGGCCAGGAUGCAGCUGCCAAACACAAACAGCUGUCUGAACUCUUGCGAGCUGGAGCCCCAGCACAGCAGGGUGGCCCUACUUCCAACAGCACAGCACCUGGGGCUUCCAUGGGGAUGAUGGGGGGCGUCAGCGUUUCCCCGGGUGGACCUCAAGCCAUGCCCCCCCAGGGCCAGCAGCAGCAACCUGGAUUAAUGCAGCAGGUUGGGAUGGUUGGAGGGAUGGCAGCUCACAAUCGAGCAGCUUCCAUGAUGGGUAACCAGAAGGGUAACACUGGACAGCAGGGGCUGAUGGGGGGGCAGGUGAUGAAUGGCUCGCCGAGAAUGGGUUACCCUGGCAAUGCAGGCAUGGGUAACAGUAGUAACCUGUUGGCGGAAACCCUGCAGCAGGGGCCAAUGGGACCAGGGGGUCAAGCAGGGAUGAGACCACAGCAGCCUGGAGCACUGAACAAGAUGAAUAUGAUGGCCAAUGCGGGCCCCUAUGGUGGUCCGUACGGCCAAUCUGCUGGCCAGGGGCUGCCUGGAGCAGGGCUGGGCCCGCAGCUCCAGAAUAAGACAGGCCUGCCCAACAAUAUGGCCAAUCAGUUCAACAUGGACAAGAAGGGGCCACCGGGUCAAGGCAUGCCUGGGAUGCCCUCUCAGCAGCAGCAACCUGGAGCGGUUGGCGGCGUGUCUGUCGGUGGAGCAGCAGCAGCAGUGGGGGGGCCGCAGGUUGGGCUCAAUGUUGUAGGGGCAGGUCCCGGCACAGCGCCGCCUACUGCAGACCCUGAGAAGCGGAAGCUAAUUCAACAGCAGCUGGUGCUCUUGCUCCACGCGCACAAGUGCCAGCGGAGGGAGCAAGCCAACGGCGAAGUGCGACAGUGCAACCUGCCGCACUGCCGCACCAUGAAGAAUGUGCUGAACCACAUGACUCAUUGCCAGGCUGGCAAGUCCUGCCAGGUGGCACACUGUGCCUCAUCCAGACAGAUAAUCUCUCAUUGGAAGAAUUGCACACGACAUGACUGUCCUGUAUGCCUGCCACUGAAAAACGCUGGAGACAAGAGGAACCAGCAGUCGCUCCUCAACAGUGCAGGGGUGGGUUUGGUGAACUCUUUAGGGUCAGGGGUGCCAGGUGGACAGUCCAACACGCCCAAUCUGAACCCCCCAAACCAGAUUGAUCCCAGCUCCAUAGAGAGGGCCUACGCUGCGCUGGGUCUCACUUACCAGGGAAACCAGAUGCCGCAGCAACAAUCGACCAACAUGCCAAACCAAGGGCUGCAGGGGCAGCCUGGAAUGAGGACUCUAAACACCAUGGGAGCAAACUCUAUGGGAGUGAAUGGUGGAGUGCAGUCCCCCAACCAGCAGUCUACACUACUGCCAGACGCCAUGUUGCACAACAACAUGAAUGUACAGAGUUUGAUGAAUGAUAGUUUGGGGAGCCUGGGAUCCAUGCCCACAGCAACUCCUCCUUCUGCUGCAGGCAUGAGGAAGUCCUGGCAUGAGGACAUCACACAGGACCUCCGUAACCACCUAGUCCACAAACUCAGUGUACAGGCCAUCUUCCCUACUCCCGACCCCGCUGCACUGAAGGAUCGGCGGAUGGAAAAUCUCGUGGCUUACGCUCGAAAAGUAGAGGGUGACAUGUACGAGUCAGCUAACAGUAGGGCGGAGUACUACCACCUGCUGGCAGAGAAGAUCUACAAGAUCCAAAAGGAGCUGGAGGAGAAGAGGAAGACGCGGCUCCAGAAGCAGGGCAUGAUGCCCGGCCAACCUGGAAUAGGCUCCCCAGGCCUCCCACAGGGGCCUCCAAGCAUGGGACAGCCGCCCAUGCUCCCGGGGCAACCCCCAAAUGGUCCUCACAUCGAUCCGUCCAUGGUCCGACCAGCAGGACCCAACCAGAUGGUCAACAGGAUGCAGAACCCAGCAGGAAUGAACCAGUUUGGUCAGAUGGGGAUGCAGUCGAUGGGUCAGAGGUCGACCCCUCCUCUUCCUCUUGGUUCUCCAAUGAACCAGAUGGGUAUGGGUGCAGCAAGAAUGGGCCAGCCCAAUGCCACACAGUUACAGAACCAGUACCUCCCCCAAGGCCAGUUUCCAGGGUCCAGUCCUGGACUUGGUUCUGGUCCUAGUGGCAUGAACCAGCCCGGGCCACAGACUACAGUGCCACAGCAGAACCAGAUGUCAACGCCGCCUUCCCUCCCAGUCAGUAGUCCUGCACCACAGUCUGCCUCUUCUGCUCCGGGCUCUGGGGCCCCUGGAGGCUCCAUGGGGCCUGGUAGUGCCACCGGUGCUGGGUCUCUACCCAGCUUGCCUCAAUCCUCCACCCCCACCCAGUCCAACUCCUACCCGCACUGCCCGUCCAUCCGAACAAACUCGCCGUCACCAGCUCGCAGCUUAACGCCUCAACCUCAUCAAACACCCCCCACGUUACCUGGUUCUCAAACACCACAGCCACACACUCCGAGCACACCUCAGCUACCACCUCCACAGCACCCACAACAACAACAACAACAACAACAACAGCAACAACAACAGCAACAAACUUUACAGCAGCAGCAGCAGCAGCAGCAGCAGCAGCCACCAUCAGCACAGUCAGUGAAUUCUGAGAAGGCCGGUCAGCAUCCACAGAAGACGCUUGGGGGUGUGGCUUCCUCGGGCCCCCAAGCAAGUCAGGCUUCUUCAGUGCCCAACCAGAAUGCUCAUGUGCCACCACAGCUGCCCAAGACCCCACUAUCUGCGAAGCCUUCUCUGACAGGAGAUUGUCAGGUGUCCUCCCCAGCCUCGGUCAACAGCAGCACUGAUGCCAGCUCCCAGCCAGCUCCAUCAGAUGGCCCUGCUGCCAGCCAGGAAGAAGUUAAAAUGGAGGUGAAGAAGCAGGAGGAAGAGGAAGAUGAAGGGACUGACUCACAAGGAGAGGGCAAAGGGAAGAUGGGAAAGGGUCAGGCUGACGUGAAGACAGAGGAGAAACCUGAAAUAAAGAAAGAGAAGCUCUCGUCGGAUGGGUGUAAAGGCGAGCCCAUGGAUACAUCUUCGUUCUCGACGUCAUCGUCGGUAACAACAGGUGAAGACAAGAAGCCGGAGGUGAAGAAAGAGCCCAAAGAGGAAGAUGAGGGGUCAGCAUCCAGUACCAGCUCCCCAGCCAGCGCUCAGUGCAAGAAGAAGAUCUUUAAGCCGGAGGAGCUGCGUCAGGCUCUGAUGCCCACGCUGGAAGCUUUGUACCGGCAGGACCCUGAGUCUUUGCCCUUCCGUCAACCGGUGGACCCCCAGUUACUGGGAAUACCCGUACGUAUUCGAACUAGUAACAAAACUAACCUGGACUACUUUGAUAUUGUGAAGAACCCCAUGGACCUGUCAACCAUCAAGAGGAAGCUGGACACGGGACAAUACCAGGAGCCGUGGCAAUAUGUCGACGAUAUCUGGCUGAUGUUCAACAACGCCUGGCUCUACAACCGCAAGACGUCACGUGUAUACAAGUACUGCUCCAAGCUGGCUGAGGUGUUUGAGUCGGAGAUCGACCCGGUCAUGCAGGGCCUGGGAUACUGUUGUGGGAGGAAGUUUGAGUUUUCCCCUCAAACUCUAUGCUGCUACGGAAAACAAUUAUGCACCAUCCAACGUGAUGCUGCGUACUUUAGCUACCAGAACAGUUCACCAAAAUAUGGGCUUCUUGCUGACAGGUACCACUUCUGUGAGAAGUGUUUCAACGAAAUCCAGGGCGAGACCGUUUCCCUGGGGGACGACCCCUCGCAGCCUCAGACGUUGACAUUUAAGCCUUUAAAUACAGAAAACUUUUUUGGAGUCAUAAAAGACAGAAGAAACAUUAAAGCAGAUCGGCAGAUGUCUAUCAACAAAGAGCAGUUCCAACGAAAGAAGAACGACACACUUGAUCCCGAGUUGCUUGUGGAAUGUAUUGACUGCGGUCGUAAAAUGCACCAGAUCUGUGUCCUGCAUCAUGACACCAUAUGGCCUUUAGGCUUCACAUGUGACAGCUGCCUCAAAAAGGCGAACAAGACACGGAAAGAGAACAAAUACGCAGCUAGAAGACUUCCGCAGACCAAGCUGGGGGGUUAUUUGGAGUCGCGUGUGAACGACUACCUCAAGCGACAUGGCCAACCCGAAUCUGGCGAUAUCACCAUCCGAGUCGUCCACGUCUCGGACAAGGUGGUCGAGGUCAAGCCAGGCAUGAAGUCCAGGUUUGUGGACAGUGGAGAAAUGUCGGAGUCCUUCCCCUACAGGAUGAAAGCCUUGUUUGCAUUUGAGGACAUCGACGGCGCAGAUGUGUGUUUUUUCGGCAUGCACGUCCAAGAGUACGGCUCAGACUGCCCGCCUCCCAAUCAGAGACGAGUGUACAUCUCUUACCUGGACAGCGUGCACUUCUUCAAACCUCGACACCUCAGGACGGCUGUCUACCAUGAGAUCCUGCUGGGCUACCUGGAGUAUGUCAAGAGGCAGGGGUAUACAACGGGUCAUAUCUGGGCCUGUCCACCCAGUGAAGGGGAUGAUUACAUCUUUCACUGCCAUCCAAUGGACCAGAAGAUCCCCAAGCCAAAACGCCUGCAGGAGUGGUACAGGAAGAUGCUGGACAAGGCUGUGGCUGAGCGCAUUGUCCAUGAUUACAAGGACGUGUUCAAGCAAGCAACAGAGGACCGGCUGACCAGCGCCAAGGAGCUGCCAUAUUUUGAGGGCGACUUCUGGCCAAACGUGCUGGAGGAGAGCAUCAAGGAGCUGGAGCAGGAGGAAGAGGAGAGGAAGCGAGAGGAGAACAGCACCUCCAAUGAGAGCAUAGAUGCCACAAAAGGAGACAGCAAGAAUGCCAAAAAGAAGAACAAUAAAAAGACGAGCAAGAACAAGAGCAGCUUGAGCCGAGCCAACAAGAAGAAACCGGGGAUGCCCAACGUUUCCAAUGACCUUUCUCAGAAACUCUACGCUACCAUGGAGAAACAUAAGGAGGUCUUCUUUGUCAUCCGCCUCAUUGCCGGACCCACAGCCAACUCCCUGCCCGCCAUCACUGACGUGGACCCGCUGAUGGCCUGUGACCUGAUGGACGGCCGCGACGCCUUCCUGACUCUGGCCAGGGACAAGCACCUGGAGUUCAGCUCUCUGAGGAGGUCCCUGUGGAGCUCCAUGUGUAUGUUGGUGGAGCUGCACAACCAGAGCCAGGACCGCUUCGUUUACACUUGCAAUGAGUGUAAACAUCACGUGGAGACACGCUACCACUGCACCGUCUGCGAGGACUAUGACUUGUGCAUCACCUGCUACAACAUUAAAGGUCAUGAGCACAAGAUGGAUAAACUGGGUCUGGGGCUGGACGACGACAGCAACAACGCGUCAGCAGCAGCUACUCAGAGCCCUGGAGACUCCCGUCGUCUAAGCAUCCAGAGAUGUAUUCAGUCGCUGGUCCAUGCGUGCCAGUGCCGCAACGCCAACUGCUCUCUGCCGUCCUGCCAGAAGAUGAAGCGCGUUGUUCAGCACACAAAAGGCUGCAAGCGCAAGACGAAUGGUGGCUGCCCCAUCUGCAAGCAGCUCAUUGCUCUGUGCUGCUACCAUGCUAAACACUGUCAAGAGAACAAAUGUCCAGUCCCGUUCUGUCUGAACAUCAAGCAAAAGCUGCGGCAGCAGCAGCUACAGCACAGGCUCCAGCAGGCGCAAAUGUUAAGGAGAAGAAUGGCCAGCAUGCAGAGGGUGGGGCAGGCCGCUGUUGGGCCACCCGGAGGGCCUGUGGUCGGACUUCCAUCACCAGGAAACAAUGGUACCACAGCACCAAGUACCCCAACGUCUGUAGGAACCCAGCCCCCAACCCCCCAGACACCAACUCAGACCAUGCCUCCAGUCCCGCAGCAGGGAAUGGGUCCAGGACCUGGAGUCCAGCAGCAGCAACAGCAGCCAGGUGGGAUGCCCUCACAAAGUGGCAUGCCUCCUCAGCACCCCCACCACCAGUUUCCGCAGAUGUCUCCCCAACAUCAGCAGCAGAUGCUUCAAGUCCAGCAGCAGCAGCAGCAGCAACAACAACAACAGCAGCAGCAGCAGCAACAGCAUCAACAACAGCAGCUGCAGCUGCAGCAGCAGCAGCAGCUGCAGCAGCAGCAGCAGCACAGUGGAGCAGGGACCAACCCUCAACAACUCCAACAGCACCCGAACAAUUUGCCUCCAUAUGCCAGCAGACCUCCAGGCUCCUCCCCAAUCCACCAGUCCCAGGGCAAACCAGUUCUUCGGUCUGCAACACCUCCCCAGCUGCAGCCUGGUGGCACUGUCAUGGCUGGAAGUGUUGGGGGCCAGCAACCUCCUAACCAGGCCCAGCCUCCCCUUUCACAGCAGCAUCCUUCUGGCCCUCCACCGGCAGCAGUAGAAAUCGCCAUGAAGAUCCAACAGGUAGCUGAUGCUCAGAGAAAGAUGGCUCUGCAACGACAAGCCGCCCAGGCAGCUGCAGGCUUGAUGCCUCCUCACCCGCACCAUCAACAGGGUCAAGGUCAACAGAUAAGCAUGGGACACCCAGGGGCAGUUGGGAUGGUUGGACCUCAGGGCAUGCCACAACAGUCGGCAGCAGUGGCAGCUGCUCGUGCCCACAUGGAACAGCAACAAAGUGCUCAACCGGGCAUGAUGGUCGGUGCUGGGGGGCCCAUGCAGCAAAGCCCUCAGCAGGUAAACCUUCCCCAGGGCCAGCUCCCCCCUCAGGUGCAGCUUCAGCAGCAGAGGAUGGGUGCACCACUUCAAAACCCUCAACAGCAGCAACAGCAGUGGGCAGGCCAGGGGAUGCCACCCCAGCAGAGACAAGCUAUGAUGAACCAAAUGGGCCAUCCAGCCAUGAUGGCAGCUCAGCAGCAGCAACUUCAACAGCAGCAGCAGCAACAACAGCAGCAGCAGCAGCAGCAGCAGCAGCAGCAGCAGCAGCAGCAGCAACAGCAGCAGCAGCACCAACAAGCUCAGGGCCAUGCUGCCUUGAUAAACAUGGCGCAGCAGCAGCAGCAGCAAGGUGCUGGUGUCCCAGGGGGGGCUGUCCCUGGAGCUACUGGUGUCCCAGGAGCUAUUGCUGCUGGUGGGAACAUCCCCCAGGCUGCCCUCCAAGACCUGUUACGGACUCUCCGCUCGCCUAGCUCACCGAUCCAGCAGCAGCAAGUCCUCAACAUCUUGAGGUCUAAUCCACAGCUCAUGGCUGCUUUUAUUAAGCAGAGGGCUUCAAAAUACAAGGGGGUGCCGGGGGCUCCAGGUGGACCGGGUGGACCGGGUGCCAUGCCGGGAGGUCCUGGUCCCACAGGAGGUCCUGUUGGUAAUGCCAUGGCAGGAGGGGGACCACAGGUGAACAUGAAUUCUGCAGGUUCCGGCCAGCCUGGGAUGCAUAUGGCAAGUCAGGGAGGGACGAAUGUCAACAUGGCCACUAUGGCCCAGCUACAGCAGCAGCAACAGCUGCAGCAGCAGCAGCAGCAACAGCAGCUUCAGCAGCAGCAGUUACAACAGUUACAACAGCAACAACAGUUACAACAGCAACAACAGUUGCAACAGCAACAACAGUUGCAACAGCAGCAACAGUUACAACAGCAGCAGCAGAGGCCAAUGCUCAGUAGUUUACAGCAACAACAAGUGGCAGCUCUCCAGCAGCAGCAGCAGCAGCAACAGCAGCAGCAACAGCAACAACAACAGCAGCAGCAACAACAACAGCAGCAGCAACAGCAGCAGCAACAGCAGCAGCAGCAAGGGGGAGUAAGGCCUAUGCAAGGCCAGGGCCCAAUGGGAAAUCUCAACACUACCCAGUUUAGAGAGAUGCUCAUGAGGCGGCAUCUCCAGCAGCAGCAGCAACAACAGCAGCAGCAGCAGCAACAACAAAUGGGAGUAAAUCACGGUCAGUUCCAGCAGCCACAACCACCACAGGGGCAAAGCUACAUGGGACAGCCUGGGAUGCAGCCUCCAACAGUGGGACAGGGCCAGGCUGGAGGUCCUCCUCAUGGCCCCCAGCAGCCUGGUGGUCCCCCAGGCCAGCAGGGGCAAGGUUACCCAGGAUCGGUGGCCCAGCAGCAAGCUACAGCUGCUCUGCAGCAUAGGAUCCAGCACCAGCACAACCUCCAGAUGCAGCAGCAGAAUGCCAUGGCUGGUCUGCCAGGGGGCGAUGCAGGGCCAGGUGUGGGAGGUCCUCAGCAGCCAUCUCAAGGCCCUCAGCCCACUCAAGGUGGCCCCCCACCUCCAUCUUCUCAAGCCCUGCUACAACAGGCCCUCCACCAGAGACUGCUCCAGCAGCAGCAGCAGCAGCAACAGCAUCUGGGCCCCGGCGGGUCACCGGCCCAGCACAGCAAUCCCAUGAGUCCCCAGCAGCCGCAGCAGAUGGCCCAGUCCCCACACCUGCAGGGCCAGACACAUCCCACAUCGCUGGCUAACCAGGUGCGAUCUCCACAGCCCUCUCCCAGACCGCAGUCCCAGCCGCCGCACUCCAGCCCGUCCCCGCGCAUGCAGCCCCAGCCCUCCCCACAUCACAUCUCCCCUCAGAUGCAGACGGGUUCACCACACCCAGGCCAUCUGAACCAGCACCACCCAGGCAUGGGGGUCCCUCCACAACAACAGCCAACAACCCAACAGCAGCAACAGAACUCUAUGGAGCAGUUUGGGUCGGACCAGAGCGCCAUGUUAUCUCAGCUGAGUAGCAUGGCCAGUCUCCACGGACCAGGGGGAAACAGUCAGGACCCGCUGGGCCAGAAUAUGAAUCACAACCCUUUAGACAUCAUGUAGGAAUUCUACUAACGUGUCAUGUUGAGCUGAAAUGCUCCGUGAUUCUUCGCACAAACUGCACUCACCCAGGACAGUGUUAUUGUUAUUACUUAGCCUUUCUUUUUUAUACUAUUAUUAAAUGUUAUUUAAAAUGUUUUCAAUAAAGAUGCAUUGAACUGAACUUCCUAUGGGAGAUGAACAAUAAAUCAAGCAGUCGUUAAAUAAAUUAGAAUAAAUGAAUUGUAAGUUAUUGCUGUUAAUAUAUUUUUUUGCCAAUCGUGGACAGGGAGGGGGGGGCGGUUUCUCGGCAGCCUCCUCACCUCCACAUCUUGCUGAAUAGAAGAAAGGUCAUAUUUUCGGGGGUAAAUAGGAGAACUUGCCUUUUUUAAGAAAUGUUUUUAAGGUUUUAAACGUGGUCAAGAUUAAAGAGGAAAUGAUUUAAUGCAAAGAACUUUUUUUAUCGGUUUCGUUUCCCAUCAUUCAGUCUGUCUAUUUCUGUUUUGCAGAGUGAUGUGGAUUAUUAUUAUUAAUAUUAUUAUUAUUGUAAAUCCAAACAUGAUGCAUAUCCUCCUUUUCAAAUGUUUGGGUUUGCUUUAUUUAUUGUUUUCUCUUGAGGGGGUGGGGCGGGGGUGUUAUGUACCCUGAGACUGCUUAAAUUUGUAUAGAAAUAUAUUUUUGUUAUUGACUGUCGGGAGGGGGGGGUCGUUAGUUCUUGUUUCAUUUCGCUGUAGACGUCUUUAGUUGGGUCUGUCCAGGUGGGGAGGAUGAAAUGUCAGUGUUUUACCGCAGCGGUCGGGGGUCUGCUGUGAGUCAGAGACGUCGAACGGACGCGUCGUGACGUCCCCACCGGCCUCUGCGUUGGACAUCGGCCGUGCUGGAAGGGACUAACCCCUCGCAAACAUGCAAGCCCUCUCCCUCGAAUGUGUGUGCACUCCUUCCUUUUUAAAGACACUUAAUAUGGAGCAGUGGAGGCUUGGGGAGGGGGGGUGCAUACCUGUGUGCCUGUAACAUUUUGAGUACAUGAGCUGGGACGUGGAGAAAAGAAAUUGGGUGGGGUGGGCUCCUCUUAGUGUUUUUAGGAUUCUACUGUUUGGAGUAAACAGAGGAUUUUUGAUCCAAAUGAACUGUGUUGCACAGAAAUGAGGAGAAAGUCUCCGUGUCUUUCUGCCUCGGCCCCGUUGCUGCUUCCCUCGGACGUUAAAUCCCCUCCCUCCUCCUCUUCUACGAGAAAGUCGAUCUCCCUUCCUCCUCAACUCCAUCUUUAUCUUUCUGAACUUUGGGAUUUUAAUUUAAUAUUUUUUACUGUACAAAGAAACACAAACUGUGGACUCAAAUACUGUUUUUUAUAAUAAAAUGAAAAUUACCAAUA